Castor canadensis (American beaver) is the source of this 2931-nucleotide messenger RNA. NCBI's taxonomy places the organism in Eukaryota, Metazoa, Chordata, Mammalia, Rodentia, Castoridae. The record is from RefSeq and is a predicted model, not a curated record.
UAUGUCCACCACGUCUGUCCGUUGCUCCGCACCCCGCUACUCCGAGACCCGCGCAGGCCCCGCAGCAACCGUGCUGCCUUGUCCAGUCGCUUCACCAUCACGCCUCGAAGGCCCUACCCGAUCCAGCAGGCGCGGUACUCCAUGGUGGGGGUGCUGCCCACUGUGUGCUGGGAUGGCGGCCGCCAGAAGGUCAUGCUGUCUCCCCGGAAUUCCAGGAUGGUGUGCAGCCUGGGGACCGUGCGGUUUCCUGCUCCCCGCAAGCGUCCGCGUCCUCCAGGGCCGGAGCAGAUGCUCAGCUCUGCCAGCCUUUGUACCAGUGCUGGGCCAGACCCUGAAGCAAAGGAGAUGACACCGAGUGCCCUCGAAGAUGAGAGGAAAAGGACAGUGAAAGAGGAGGGCGAAAUACUCGGUGAUGACCAGGAAAACAAGAGAAAGCGCCAUGAUGGCCUUGGGAGCAGAAAGGCUGCACCUGAAUCCUUGCAGGCCAACGGAGACUCAGCUUCGUUUGUGCCUGAGCCUGAGUCCCUAAUGACAGGCCUCAUUUCCCACAAUUCAGACGACCACAAGAGCAAGCAGUUGUGCACCUCAUCUGUGACAAGCACGCACACAGGUGGCAUCCCUUGCUUUAGCCAAAACGCCAUCACCAGUUCCUACAGCUCUACUGGAGGCAUUUCACAGCUGUGGAAGAGGAGGGCUCCCACUGCAUCCCCAUUCUCUAGCCAAGCCUCUUCCAGCUCCCAGACAUCAGAGAGACCAGCCAAGAAAGCAAGAGAAGAGGUACUGCAUCAUCGAGCCAAUUCUAAAGCUCCACAGGUGACCCACAAGGAGUCCCAGGAAGAAAGGGCUUCAAAUGUGACCACAGGGACACAAAAGGACUCCAGGACUUCCCCAUCCACACCUGCCAGCUUCAGGAGCCGUAGAAGGAAGACUCAGCUACUGCUCUGCAGGUCAGGGGACCCGCUGACCUUGCCACCACCUCCCCAGCUCAGCUAUCCCAUCACUGCUGAAGACCUGGACCUGGAGAGGAAGGCAAGGUUCCAGUGGUUUAACAAGGCCUUGGAGGACAAGACUGAUGCUCUCUCCAGCUCUGUUCCUGAGAAGUCACCUGCCACUCAGCCCUCCUUCACAUUUACCCUGCCUGCAGCCAGUCCUGCUUCCUCGCUGGCUUCCCUCCAGGCCCCUGGUUCGAAACUGCUGCUGGAGACCUGCAACAAGAUGGAGAACCCUGGGGACCAACCAAUCUCCCCAGAGCCUGAUGCAACAGCCACCACUUUGGCCCCAAUACCCCCCAAAACACCUGGCCUUCAGGACCCUCUGGGCUCUUCCCUGCCAGGCACCUCUUCUGUGGCUCUCCUACGGCUGCCCCCUGCUUCCACCAUGACUCCAGUCAUGAACACCAAGUCACUUCCAGCCCCUCAGGCUGAGACCUCUGCAAAAGCUCAAGGCCCCCUGGACUUCGCCCCCACCCUGAAGCCAGGAGAAGACACUCCAGGAGUGUCGAGGAAGGAAGGCCACACCUGGAGGCUCCUCCAGUUCCACCCUCCUGGCUACCACUGGUACCACCACCUUGACUUUGAAGCCCAUCUUUGGCAGCAUGGGGCCACCUACUUCUGCUCCUUUGUCAAUGCCCUUCAAGCAGACAGCUACCACUGUAGCUGGUGGACUCCAUCCACCACUGCACCUGUCUUCACUGGCUUAGCCACUGCCCCCUCCACAGUGGCUUCUGCCACCACCGCUGGGACCUCCACAGAUGCUGCUUCAAAACUCUCAUUUAGCUUCAGGGUAAACAGCCUGGCCAGCACCACGAGAAGCUCCACCAGAACUAUGGCUUCCACCUCUCAGCCCUUUCUCUUUGGGGCUCCCCCUGCAUCUGCCACCAGCUUCCCUGGAGCCAUGGGCCCCAUACUCCAGUCCUGCCAGCCUCAGACCCUGCAGACCUCUGCAGCAGCCAGCCCCUUUGGCCAGCCUCUCUCCAGUGCCGCACAGAUGGCCACCACAGGGAGCAGCACUGUUGGCUUCAGUGGCUUCAGCUGCCCGAUUACCACCUCGGCCACUAACACCAUCAGCCAGUCGACCCUGACCUUCGGCAUCACCACUACCUCGGCCUUCCAUGUUCCCUUUGGCUGUGCCUCACAGCCAGCAUUUGGGGCCACGGGGAAGGUGCAGCAGCAGGAGGCCCCCAAGACAGCUGUUGCCGCAGGCUGGGGCAGCGCUUUCGCAUUUGGCAACUCUGCAGCCCUUGCUCCACCUGCAGGGCCUGCGCGGGCUCCGGAGGCCUUGGAUGGCUGUGCGCCUUCUGCAAUCCAUGAUGGGAAAGGCUCGGCCUCUGCGCUCCGUGCUGCUGCUCGCACCCAGCCCACCUUCAGUGGCACCACCGCGGCUUUCUCCUUACCGGCAGUCACCACCUCUGGUUUCGGGGCUGCCACCCAGGCCACCAGCACUGGCACCAGUACCUCCAAGCUUGGCGGCUCGACUCGGUCCCAUUUAGCCUUCGGGGGCUCAGCGGCCCCGCCUGGCAGUGGGGGCUCUAGAGUCCAUACAGCCACCCCAGGCACCAGUUCCAACCCUGGAUCACUCAGCUUCCGAGUUGGCCAGAGUGGAACCACAGGCGCCUCCACUUCCUUUGGUGGCUUGAGUCAGAGUGCCCUGGGUACACCAGGCCAGAGUGGAGCCUUUUCCUUUAAGGUGGCCACCACGCCUGGGCGCAAAGUUGUGUCAGGAGGCGCCUCCAUGCCCAGCACCCUUGCCCUGAGUGUGGGCCCAGCGGGCAGCAGCCUCUCGCUUGGAUCCUCGUCAACAGCCACCGACCGCGUGGUCAGAGCCAGGUCUUUGGGAUCGGUGGCCCCUUCAGUUCCCAUUGGUGCAGAACCCAAGACUCCAGUGGCUCGACAGCGACUGCAUGCCCAUAGGUAGCACACUCGCAAGAAAUAG